GGACGGGGCAGCGCUGAGUUAGCUCCUCAUUUACCGGCACACAGGAGGCUGCGGAGGUCGGUCGGGACCGGUGACAAUUCUACGGUUAAAAAGACUCAGCAGGAUCCAGUGGCGACUCGACAGAAGAGCGGGAUCAGGAUCUGAGGAGAAGCCCACCUCACCGUUUCAGCCAGACCGAAGGAGCAAGAGCAGCUGCUGAGAGGAGCCUGGAGGGACACCUCGUCCGGGACGUUGCUGCUGCAUUUUUCUUGUGGGAAGGGAGGGGGGUGAGGAGCUGUGGCUGAACGGCAGCCAUGCAUCGCUUAAGGACUACAGUUGCGAGGCUUCGGCCUUUGACGGCUGCACAGACGGCCCAGAGCCUAUCACAGCCCAGAUUGUUGGUGUUUGAAGGGGGCUUAAGGACGUUUCGGCCCGUGAGGUGCUUUAAUGCAUCUGUGACUGCUGAACCCUUUCUUAAUGGCACCAGCACUAACUAUGUGGAGGAGAUGUAUUAUGCGUGGCUGGAGAAUCCCAGGAAUGUGCACAAGUCAUGGGAUAUAUUUUUCCGUAACGCUAAUGCAGGGGCUCCGCCUGGCGCGGCCUACCAGAGCCCUCCACCCCUCAGUGGGACCUCUCAGGGACUGACCCGUGUCCAGGCGCUGGUGGGGGCUCAACCUAAUGUGGAGAAGUUAGUGGAGGAUCAUCUAGCAGUGCAAUCACUCAUACGAGCGUAUCAGGUACGAGGGCAUCACAUAGCGAAGCUGGACCCCCUGGACAUCAGCUGUGUAGACUUUGACGACGCCCCGUGUACUGUUGGUUUCCAGAACGUCGAGUUCUCUCAUUAUAAAGAACAUCUUUGUUAUCUGACAGCUGAAGGUGUUUACGGACUGACUGAAUCCGACCUGGACAAGGUGUUCCGCCUUCCCACCACCACUUUCAUCGGUGGCAACGAGAGCUCUCUGCCACUCAGAGAGAUAAUACGCCGACUCGAGAUGGCCUACUGUCAGCACAUCGGAGUAGAGUUCAUGUUCAUUAAUGACGUGGAGCAGUGCCAGUGGAUCAGACAGAAGUUCGAGACCCCGGGAAUCAUGCAGUUCAGUCUGGAGGAGAAGAGGACUCUGUUGGCCAGAAUGAUCCGAUCCACCAGGUUUGAGGAGUUUCUCCAGAGGAAGUGGUCGUCAGAGAAACGCUUCGGCCUGGAAGGCUGCGAGUCGCUCAUCCCGGCCCUCAAGACCAUCAUCGACAAGUCCAGUCAGAGCGGAGUGGAGAGCGUGAUCAUGGGGAUGCCUCACAGAGGUCGGCUCAAUGUGCUGGCUAACGUGAUCCGGAAGGAGCUGGAUCAGAUCUUCUGCCAGUUUGACUCUAAACUCGAAGCUGCAGAUGAGGGAUCUGGUGAUGUGAAAUAUCAUCUGGGGAUGUGGCACAAGAGGAUGAACCGGGUCAGCGACAGACAGAUCACCAUGUCACUCGUGGCGAACCCGUCCCACCUUGAGGCAGUGGACCCGGUGGUGCAGGGAAAGACCAAAGCCGAGCAGUUCUACUGUGGGGACACUGAGGGCAAGAGGGUGAUGUCUGUUCUGCUUCACGGCGAUGCUGCGUUCGCAGGCCAGGGUAUCGUGUACGAGACGUUCCACCUGUCUGACCUUCCCUCCUACACCACCCACGGCACCAUACAUGUGGUGGUCAACAACCAGAUUGGCUUCACCACAGACCCCAGGAUGGCUCGGUCGUCUCCGUACCCCACCGACGUAGCUCGGGUCGUUAACGCUCCCAUCUUUCACGUCAAUGCUGACGACCCAGAGGCGGUGAUGUAUGUGUGUAACGUCGCGGCCGAGUGGAGGAACACCUUCCAUAAAGAUGUGGUCGUAGACCUGGUGUGUUACAGACGAAACGGCCACAAUGAGAUGGACGAGCCCAUGUUCACGCAGCCGCUGAUGUACAAGCAGAUCAAGAAGCAGAAGGGCGUCCUGAAGAAGUUCGCUGAGAAACUCAUCGCUGAGGGAGUCGUCACGACACAAGACUACGAGGAGGAAGUCGCAAGUUACGACAAAAUCUGCGAGGAGGCGUACGCUCGCUCUAAAGACGAGAAGAUCCUUCACAUCAAACACUGGCUGGACUCACCCUGGCCUGGUUUUUUCACACUGGAGGGUCAGCCUAAAAGCAUGAACUGCCCCCCGACUGGCAUCAGUGAACAGGAGCUGGUUCACAUUGGAAACAUCGCUGCCUCUGUCCCGGUGGAGGAUUUCACGAUACAUGGAGGUUUGAGUCGGAUCCUAAAGGGUCGAGCGAACAUGGUGAGUCAGCGAGUGUGUGACUGGGCUCUGGGAGAAUACAUGGCCUUCGGCUCUUUGCUCAAAGACGGGAUCCACGUACGUCUCAGUGGACAGGAUGCGGAGAGGGGAACGUUCAGCCAUCGACACCACGUUCUUCACGACCAGAACGUCGAUAAGAGGAUCUGCAUCCCCAUGAACCACGUCUCCCCUGAUCAAGCUCCUUACACCGUCUGCAACAGUUCUCUGUCUGAAUACGGAGUUCUUGGUUUUGAAUUAGGCUUCGCCAUGGCCAGUCCCAACGCGCUGGUCCUGUGGGAGGCCCAGUUCGGAGACUUUCAUAACACGGCUCAGUGUAUCAUCGACCAGUUCAUCAGCUCGGGUCAGGCCAAGUGGGUGAGACAGAACGGCAUCGUGCUGCUGCUUCCUCACGGCAUGGAGGGGAUGGGUCCAGAGCACUCGUCCGCCCGUCCCGAAAGGUUCCUCCAGAUGUGCAACGAUGACCCAGAUGUUUUCCCUAAACUGUCGGAGGACUUUGCCGUGCGUCAGCUGUACGACUGUAACUGGAUCGUCGUCAACUGCUCUAAUCCUGCAAACUACUUCCACGUCCUCCGCAGACAGAUCCUGCAGCCGUUCAGGAAGCCUCUGAUAGUAUUUACUCCCAAGUCGUUGCUGCGCCACCCAGAGGCCAAGUCCAGCUUUGAUGACAUGCUGCCAGGGACUCACUUCAGGCGUAUAAUCCCAGACGAGGGUCCUGCAGCUUCCAGCCCAGAGAAGGUGAAGAGAAUCAUUUUCUGCUCUGGAAAGAUUUACUAUGAGCUGAUCCGGGAACGCAAGAACAGAGGCAUGGACGACGCCGUCGCUGUCAUCCGUGUCGAGCAGCUCUCACCGUUCCCCUUCGACCUGGUGAAAGCGGAAACUGAUCGUUACCUGAACGCUGAUCUAGUCUGGUGUCAGGAGGAGCACAAGAACCAGGGUUACUACGACUACGUCAAGCCCCGCAUCCGCACCACCACCAACCGCACCCGGCCCGUCCGUUAUGCAGGUCGUGACCCUGCAGCAGCUCCAGCCACUGGGAACAAACAGACUCACCUGACGGAGCUGCAGCGUUUACUGGACACGGCGUUCGAUGUGGAGGCGCUCGCAGUGUAACCAACACAUCGGCGCUCUCUCUCUCUCUCUCUCUCUCUCUCCUGCAGCUCUGAGCAUCGAUGUGUUUCCUCCCUCACACUCUUCACAUAUCAGACCUGCUGACAAAACGCACAAUGACUCACUGACUCUAACACUGUUACUAUGACGACCUCAUGUUCACAGUGAUGGACUCUACUGCGACAGAAAUAUGAGAAAACCUGCAUUGAAUGUACGACUUUAUACGAAAGUAAUUUUUAAGACAAAGAGUUUUUAGCUCUCGUGUUUCAUCUGUUUUUAUUUGAGUAAUUACAAAAUCAUUUCUGCACAAUCCAUUCAUCUGUUGAUCAUCUGGUGAUCAUCUGUUGAUCAGCUGGUGAUCAGCUGGUGAUCAGCUGGUGAUCUGAGGCAGAAGAUCUCAGAGUGACUAAAAUAAUGAUGAAAGAACAGUUUGACAUUUGGUCAGCUUGAGCAGAGUCGAAGAGAAGAUCACCUCUCUCAUAUCAGCCUGUUAGUCCGGCUGCACAAUCAAUCAAAAUCACAAUAUGGCCGAGUGCAAUAUCCAAAUCAUGAAAGGUAAAAUGUGUCUCAACAUUGUUGUACAUUGUUAGUACCGUGAGUGUUGUGGUGCUACAGUGACGCCCCGACCUACAAAUCAUAUUCUCCAGACUGACGGCAUCUCUAAAGCUCAUUAAUUAUAAUGUUAUACCUCAUUAGUUUAAUCUGCACAAAAACCAAAGAGUAAAAAUGACAAUUAAUAGUUUGACAGGAGGUUUGUCCAAGAUGAUUUCUUGACGGGGGCUUUGGAGGAGGUCGGCAGAUAUUUCACACAGAGUCAGGCUAGCUGUUUCCCCCUGUUUCUAGUCUUUAUGCUAAGCUAAGCUAACCAGCUUGCUUUACAAGCACGAGUGGUAUCAGUCUUCUCACUCCUGUUGAAAGACCUGGAGUAAAGAGGAAAAUAUAUACUGGAGAUAAUAAGAGCCGAGAAGCUGAAAGAUAUGAGUUAAAUAUAAAUAAUGAAACAUAAAAUAAGAACAGAGUCGAACUGUGAUGAAUUUACUGUGAAAAGUUUUGACAGAAUUCAUGCCGUGACUUUAAAAUACCUGCCUGUGUUCAUGGGGGGGGGGGGGGGGCUCUGUUGAUGACGUCACAUGCAUUUACAUUUCACAUGAACUCACCUUUCAUUCAUUCAGCUUGAAUUCUUUGGUUCCUAUUUAUUUCCUCCUCGCUCGCCGUCCCUCCACAUCUGUCAGCGUCUGUUUGUGCCAAAUGUAAGAUUACUGGAAAUUAAAGUUUCAUUUUAAUAAAAAAGAAAAACCAUGCCAGCACAGGUGGUGAUUUACAGCAUGUAAAGACAGAGUUGAAGGAUGUAUUUAUUUUCAUAUAGUGAUGUAUGUUUUAUUGUUUUCAACAAAUAAAGAUUUUACUUGAACUGA
Molecule: messenger RNA, 4813 nt
Organism: Seriola aureovittata
Lineage: Eukaryota; Metazoa; Chordata; Actinopteri; Carangiformes; Carangidae
Gene: ogdhb
Product: oxoglutarate dehydrogenase b
Exons: 24
Coding region: 294-3401 (1035 amino acids)
Biological process (GO): tricarboxylic acid cycle
Cellular component (GO): oxoglutarate dehydrogenase complex; mitochondrion
Molecular function (GO): thiamine pyrophosphate binding; oxoglutarate dehydrogenase (succinyl-transferring) activity
Source: RefSeq, a predicted model, not a curated record